UAACAAGAAAAUCUAAUAGCCAGGUUCAGUUCACCCAUCUUUUUAACACCUGAAGGAUGAAAUUCUCAAGGAAAGCCAAAGGAAAGAUUGGAGUCAUCGAUCCUUUUGCUAAGCGUCACAUAACAUCUUCCCACGGUGUUCCUUUAGGUGGCGUUGGUGCAGGAAGCAUUGGAAGAAGUUUUAAAGGCGACUUUCAACGUUUGCAGCUCUUCCCUCUAGCGUGCCAAGACAAACCAGUCUUGGCAAAUCAGUUUUCUCUUUUCGUUUCACGUCCAAAUGGUGAAAAACAUUCAACCGUCCUAUGCUCAGGGAAGCCCGAUGUAUUGAAAGAAAAUCCAGCAUCAGGGAUUAAAUCAUGGGAUUGGAAUAUGAAUGGAGCAAGUUCUACGUAUCACGCAUUAUACCCCAGGGCUUGGACAGUAUAUGAGGAACCUGAUCCAGCAUUGAAAAUAGUUUGUCGCCAGAUUUCACCUGUUAUACCCCAUAACUACAAGGAGAGCAGCUUUCCUGUAUCCGUUUUUACUUUUACGCUGAAUAAUUUAGGCAAAACAACAGCAGAUGUCACCUUGCUUUUCACAUGGGCUGUAAGUGAAAUGUUUUUUGCUGGCUGUUUACUGUUACAGUAUGUUGUUUUGAAUACUUGUGCGUUUUGUUGA
This is a messenger RNA of Lathyrus oleraceus (garden pea), 656 nucleotides long. RefSeq lists its product as uncharacterized. The record is from RefSeq and is a predicted model, not a curated record. NCBI's taxonomy places the organism in Eukaryota, Viridiplantae, Streptophyta, Magnoliopsida, Fabales, Fabaceae. The coding region runs from base 57 to 656 and encodes 199 amino acids. The transcript is spliced from 7 exons. Gene Ontology annotation, molecular function: beta-glucosidase activity.